AAUCAAAUGGCUACCUUCCUAACCGUGGCGCCUGUGCAAUGGCCAUGCUGCAGAUGAUAAAGGUGCCUGAUGUCCAGCCCUCGAAGCCCACGAGGGAAUGAGAGCCCACGAGGUGUUGAAAGCCCUCAAGUCGAAGGCAGUCCCAGAGGUGGAAGUCCUCGCGGGAAAAGUUGUUGGAAUUGGAGUGACAAUGAGAGCGAAGGUGGAGAUAGCGAGGAAAGUUUGGAUGCUGAGCGACCUGACAAAGCCAAGGAAACUGUCCAAGAGAGGCGUGAGCCACUUCGGUCCAAGAUCAAGAGGUGUUUCCGUGCCUUUUGCCGAAGGAUCACCCGAUGUCCAAAAUGCAGAUGUUGCGUCUACACGAUGCCCUGCUUCUACUGCUGCGCUCCAGAUCAGAUGCUGGAUAGGGAGGUGCUCAUUGAGCAAUUGAAAGCGGCCAGCAGCGGAAAAGCACCCAGCAUGAACUUGGUGGAGGAGACAAUGGCAGCUGACCAGGAGCGAAUGGCCCACCACAAGAAGAAGUGGCGAAGCCGUUGGCGUGUUUGCAGCUGUUGUUGCUGCUGCAGCUUGCUGGGUGGAUUCAUUGCUUUGGUCUUACUCUAUGCCACUUCGCCUUGGCAGCAACUCUGUGACGAUUGUGGCUGGAACAAGCGGGCCUAUUUUGCAGCAGCCUUACAUCCUG
This is a messenger RNA of Durusdinium trenchii, 682 nucleotides long. Lineage: Eukaryota; Dinophyceae; Suessiales; Symbiodiniaceae. The record is from the annotation of a GenBank genome assembly.